Molecule: messenger RNA, 1788 nt
Organism: Aureobasidium namibiae CBS 147.97
Lineage: Eukaryota; Fungi; Ascomycota; Dothideomycetes; Dothideales; Saccotheciaceae
Product: AMP-binding enzyme
Exons: 2
Coding region: 1-1788 (595 amino acids)
Biological process (GO): fatty acid metabolic process
Molecular function (GO): medium-chain fatty acid-CoA ligase activity
Source: RefSeq, a predicted model, not a curated record
AUGGCAAUCAAACUCCCAAGUUCCGUCCUCUUCGAGGCACUUCGUCGUCAUGACAAGGCUUCCACGGCAAUUGUAGACUCUGCGUCUGGGGAGAUUAUCACUUAUGCUUCUCUAUUGCAAGAUGUAUCAAGUUUAAAGCAUCAACUACUCCAGGAACUUGACCAGGACGAUAUCUCUGGCGAGCGCGUGGCGUUCAUCGUGGAGAAUGGUUAUAACUAUGUUGUCACGCUUUUGAGCAUUCUUGCAUGUAAUGCGAUUGCCGUGCCUUUGGCACUCUCUUUUCCUGCAUCUGAACACAGACAUGUCAUCAACCUCAGUCAGGCAAGCAUCUUGCUUGCAUCAGACAAAUCCUUGCAGAAGGCCAGGGAAGUGAUAGCCGAAGGUCUCGAUGUGAUUCCAGGUCUUCACAGUGUAAACGAGAUGCUUUCUCGUUCUCGAGAGAACGACAUCCCGUAUCCGGACGUACUGUAUACUGCAGACGCGGGCAUCAUGUUGUUCACCUCUGGCACCACAGCCAAGCCCAAGGGAGUCAUGUUGUCUGACGCCACGCUGAGUGCUCAAGCCCAGAGCUUGAUGGAGGCAUGGGACUAUACGUCUUCGGACCAUUUACUGCAUGUUCUGCCACUCCAUCACAUACAUGGCAUAGUCAAUGCUGUCCUGACACCACUACUCAGCGGCAGUUGCAUCGAGAUCGUGUAUCCCUUCGAUGCCGAUGCUGUCUGGAGACGACUCUCUGUGCCUUUCUUGGAAAACCAGGAUAUCAACAACGACAAGGAAAAGUCUCUGUCUGCAAGGAAGAUGCCGCCAAUCACGUUCUUCACUGCCGUUCCCACUAUCUGGUCGCGUAUGCUAGAGACCUAUCCGUCGUUGUCGCCCGAGAUCCAAGCCGCAGGCAAGGAGGCCAUCUCCCGCAAACAUCUCCGACUCAACAUCUCCGGCUCUGCAGCACUACCCAAGCCUAUUCGUGACGGAUGGACUGAGCUCUCGGGUGGCAACGUUCUGCUUGAGCGAUACGGUAUGACUGAAGUCGGCAUGGCACUCUCUUGCGGUCUAGACGACAACGACCGCAUUGAUGGGUCUGUCGGCUGGCCUCUUCGAUCGGUGGAAGCUCGCCUUGUAGAGACGAACGCUGCCGGUGUUCAGCAAGUGAUCGAGCAUGGUGAGGAGCUUGACGUCGUGACGGGCAAAGAACGCCAAGGUGAGAUCCAUUUGCGUGGUCCCACUGUAUUCGAUGGAUACUGGAGAGAUCCAGUCACAACAGCAAAAGAGUUCACUCAGGAUGGGUGGUUCAAGACUGGAGACAUAGCAACUCGACGCCACGUAAACGGCUCAGGACAAGGAACGUCCGGCUCUUGGGCAACUGGUCCAGCCUACUUCGUUCAAGGUCGCCAAAGCGCCGACAUCAUCAAGACCGGUGGCGAGAAAGUGUCAGCACUGGAGAUCGAACGCGAGAUCCUUGCCCUGCCAGAAGUCAGAGAAGUAGCUGUACUGGGUCUCCCAUCGCAGAUGUGGGGUCAAAAAGUUGUGGCUGUUGUCGUGCUGUCGGAAGGGACGGACAGCAAGCCAUCUUGGGAAUUAGCAGAUCUGAGAAAGAGUCUCAGGAAUCGUUUGGUCGGUUACAAAAUUCCUCAGGAUCUUGUGGUUGUACAGACGAUCAAGAGGAAUGCGAUGGGAAAGAUUAACAAGAAAGAGCUUGCUCUGGCCGUGUUCGGCGAUGCUGAGAAGAUCAGGAGAAGAAGUGUGAUUGUGCGUGAGGAACGGAAGUUGCUGAGACAAUCUGUAGCAUAG